UUUAUCUUUUGGUAUGCUAAUAACAACAGGUGAGUUAUUUAGCAAUUUAUUUGCUGUAAAAUUUCAUCAGAUAGUGUGUUUUUGGGUAAAAUUUCAUCCUUGCCAACUCACUGGUUGGCUACUCUUUUUGAUGAUCCAGGAUUGUUUCAAGUACUUAGAUUGAACAUUAUUUAUUAAAACAGAGCAUUUGGAUAUCUUGGUGUGUUGAACUAGCUUAGUUGAAGCACUGCAAAAAGUGAAAAAAACUAACUGAAUCAUCGGGUUUUUGAUUUUCUUAUUUCCUAUUUUGCUCCUUAAUCAGCUUCCUCCUUGAUGGUUUUGAUCCUCUCGCUUGGUUGAUUCUUUCUCACUGGCCAACACCGGUAAUUGAGUAUUCUCCCUAACCUUCAUCAUUUCAUUUAUCAAAUUUUCAUCUUUUGCUUUUGAAUUUUGAUUAAUUUCAUGCUUCUAACUGCUAUUAUCAGUGAAGAUUUUCCUUGUUGCUUCCCUUUUUUUUGUUUUAUGUUGGCCAUAUUGGUGAUGUUCUGGGUUGCCGUAACCUUGUUUUACUUGUAAUUAUUGUUCCAGACGUACCUGAUGUGCACUGAAAAAAUGUGCACAAUUGGAUUUUGUGGUAUGUUUCUAUUUUGUUAUUGGAGGGAUGUUAUGUUGCAUAGUCCAACGGAAAUUCAAAUCAUUUCACAGGUAUAUUCUUCUCUCUUCUUUAUUUUCUUUUCUCUCUAAUAGUGUUUUCCUAAUUUUUUUAGUUUGCCUUGGCAGAAUCCUUGUUUUUUCUGUUCUCUGUUCCCUUUUUUCUUUUUUUUUUCAGUGCUAACUCAAAUCCCUACUGCUAAAGUGACUAUUGCCGUUUCUGUGAAUUGGAUUAAAGAUUGAGCCUUCCUUUUCCCCCUUAUUUUUGGUCUCACACGUGUUGAAUUAGAUAGUUCAAAAAUACAUAAUAUAUGAUGCUAUGAAUUUGUGAAGGUCUUGGCUUUGAGUACUUAUAUGGCUUUCUUGCUAUUAAAAUUUCUCUUCGAAUUGGAUGGAAGUUUAGGAGGAACCAUUCGUUAGUUUUCAUGUCUUGAUAUGCAUGAAAAUGAGAAACAGUGGCAAUCUCUAAUCUUCGGUCAAAACUAGAUUCUCUAAUCAUGAAAAUGGAAUUCAUAAUGAUGUGUUUUAAAAGGACCUUGUUUCUUUUCUGAAGGAUGUGAUUGGUUAAAACCUGUUAGUUGCAUUGUUGCUUAAUUAAAUGUGUUUGUUGUACUUUGUUUCCUAUUUCUCUUCUCUCUUGGAUUAGUUUCUCUUCUACCAUUAUAAAAGUUAAGUGGUAAAUGUGUUAUUUGAAGCAUCAUUCACACGCUGUGAAUGAACCAGAGCCUUAGAA
Molecule: messenger RNA, 1363 nt
Organism: Rubroshorea leprosula
Lineage: Eukaryota; Viridiplantae; Streptophyta; Magnoliopsida; Malvales; Dipterocarpaceae
Source: the annotation of a GenBank genome assembly